CUGCAGUGAGCUACCCUGAAGGAGCAGAGCCUAUGUCACCAAGACUUGCAUUAUUCAUUCCUUAAUAAGUGGUUAAACAUAUUUCCUUUCUGAAGUAGUGAUUAUGUAGAAUUUUUUUAAUCGAGAAACAAAACUUUCUAAGCCAGAGGUAGAGCUAGUUGCAAAAACGAUUGGGCCUCAAAGAGUUACAUUGAAUAACAGGAUGUUGGUUUUGGACAUUGUACUCUUAAGGAUGAGGUUUUUUUCACAAGGCACAAUCAACAGUGAGACAUUCACAUGCAAACCAGGAGUCCUAUGUAGUGUAUUAAGAUUAUGACUUUAUUAAUGUUUUCAAGUGGAACCUGAGGGGAUGUUUAUUUAGGGACAAAGAGAGCCGUUUUUAGGGUGACGCCCCAGGGGAGACAGGGGAUUGGACAGCAGAGGGAGCCACCCAUAUUUUUGCAUACCUUAUAGGCUAGAGACAGAGGGGGUUAGAACAGACAUAUUAUCUUUGGACACUGUUCUCCAGCCCCUGCAGGGUCUGUAAGCUUAUGCUGACAUCUUGUGAUAUAAAUAAAACUUAUAAUCAAAGUACAGCCUAAGCGGACUCUUUGUUUGACAGCAAUAAUUACCAGCAUUGACUCGACACUACACCUACCACAGUAAGUACUGUUGCUGAUCUUAGAAUAAUGCUAAUUACUAUUAAUCAACAGUAUCAUCAAAUGUGUGUGUGUGGACAUGUUUAACUAUGCUUGUGUCUGUGUGUGUGUGUGUGUGUGUGUGUGUGUGUGUGUGUUACGUAAUUAAAUGUCUUCGUACCCACCUUAUUCUUAGAUGGAGAUUGGUGACAUGAUUGAGAUAAACAGAGGUCCAUACAAACACUGGGCUCUGUACAUUGGAAAUGGAGAGGUCAUCCAUUUGGUAACUCCAGGUAUGGUAUUUUUCUGGAAAUGUAUUUGUGGAAGCCUAUAUUCCAAUUCCAGAAUUGGGGGAGAGAGUAAACAUCAUCUGAAGUCAAAUGUUAACAGCACAGUAAAACUGAUAUCUGAACAUGGUUGGUAGAGUAAGAACUUUUUGAACUUAUUCACUCAGAUACAGUAUCUGCUGAGUUCUGUCUGCCUCUUUAUUUCUCUCAUCAAAACACACAAUUACACUUACAUGUGUACACACACACACACACACACAAACACACUCACCUUUUUCUUUCCUCCUGUUUUGUAGAUGGACAUUCAACAUCAGGUUUAUUCAGUGCAAGCUCAUCCAGUUCUUCCUGUAAAGGCAUGAUUACAAUAGAUACGUUAACGGAUGUGGCAGCAGGGGAUACUUACAAAAUCAACAACUACUUGGAUGACGAGUACAAUCCAAGGACGACUGAGGUCAUUAUGGAGGAGGUGGACAGAAUGAGAGGUCGCACAAUAGAAUAUGACCUCCUUGGACACAACUGCGAGCAUUUCGUAACUUUCCUCCGUUAUGGCGAAUCAGAGUCCGAACAGGUAGCCAUGACAGUAUAAUCAAGAUAAUUUUCUAAUUGAUGCUUUGCUUGAGGAGAUGCACUCCAUAUUAAUUUGCUUUCUGCUUGUCUUUUUCCUUGCAGGCAAAUGUCUUCAUGAGGCAGGUGUUCCUUUUUAUGGUUGCUGUUAUUGCAGCUGCUGAUGCCUGACCAAUCAAACAUGAUAAAUAAUUUAUUGGGUCUCAUGAGUCUAAAUCAAAUCAAAUGUUAUUUGUC
This is a messenger RNA of Coregonus sp. 'balchen', 1705 nucleotides long. Lineage: Eukaryota; Metazoa; Chordata; Actinopteri; Salmoniformes; Salmonidae. The record is from the annotation of a GenBank genome assembly.